Molecule: messenger RNA, 1239 nt
Organism: Metarhizium acridum CQMa 102
Lineage: Eukaryota; Fungi; Ascomycota; Sordariomycetes; Hypocreales; Clavicipitaceae
Molecular function (GO): monooxygenase activity; iron ion binding; heme binding
Source: RefSeq, a predicted model, not a curated record
AUGACUGGAUUCGAUAGGUUUUUCGCCUUUAAGCAGUAUAAUGCGAGUUGGCGCCAGCAUCGCAAGAUGAUGCAUCAGUCUCUCGGUACGGAAAAGCUGUCGGCACAAUUUGAUAGUGUCCAAAAUCUGGAAUCACGACGACUCCUUCUACGAAUACUGGCUGAACCAAGAAACCUUGUUCAACAUUUUAAAACCCAAGCCGCCGCAAUCAUCCUACGCAUAACAUAUGGCUACGCCAUUGAGCCUCACAGCUCGGAUCCCUUGGUUAGCAUAAUUGAGCAGAUGAUGGAUAACUUGUCCAAGACUUUCGUACCGCUUUCAUGGGUAGUCGAUAUAAUGCCCGCGCUAAGAUUUCUACCUAGCUACAUGCCUGGCAUAUCAUUCAAGGCUACGGCCAGACGAUGGAACGCAAUCAAUGAUUUGGUUACUCGCGUACCAUAUUUAUUUGUACAGAAUCAAAUGCUCAAAGAGAACUGCCGUCUAUCCCUCGUCUCAAAUUUUCUCAAGGACCGCAUGGAAAGGGGCGGAGAAGCAAAUAUCGACCACGACACUGAGAAAGCUAUCAUGUCAGUAGCUGGACAAAUCUACGGAGCCGCUGCAGAUACUACCAUAUCCAUCCUGAGCGCCUUUGUCCUGGCCAUGGUAAUGUUUCCAGAGGUCCAACGAAAGGCACAGAAGGAGAUGGAUACCAUGAUUGGAAGUCGACUUCCCGAGUUUAAAGACCGGGAAUGCCUGCCAUAUGUUGCGGCAGUUAUCAAGGAGGCUAUGCGAUGGUUUCCGAUUACGCCAAUAAAUGUGCCUCAUGCGGCUAAUACCGAGAUUCAUUAUAAAGGAUAUCGUAUCCCCAAAGGAUCAUGUAUAAUUGCCUCGAACUGGUGGCUGCUUCGUGAUCCUGCGACAUACCACGAUCCAGAUUCAUUCACCCCUGAGCGGUUUCUCAUACGAAACGAGCCUGAUCCUGCGGCUGUCGUAUUUGGCUUUGGACGCAGAAUCUGCCCCGGUCGAUUUUUCGCUGACAGAAGCUUGUUUUUGACAAUAUCACGCAUAUUAGCAAUAUUUACUAUUAGCAAGGAAGUAGGAGAGGCUAGGCUUAAACUCACCCCUGGAUUGAUUGCGCACCCAGAAGAGUUUCCGUUUAAGAUUGCGCCUAGGACUCAAUUACAUGCUGAACUAGUUAAGGAUAUAGAGAAGAACAGCCCGUGGGAGAAAGGAGAUGCUGGGCUCCUUGCAAUUCAAUAA